Molecule: messenger RNA, 705 nt
Organism: Porites lobata
Lineage: Eukaryota; Metazoa; Cnidaria; Anthozoa; Scleractinia; Poritidae
Source: the annotation of a GenBank genome assembly
AUGAACGGGUUAUUCAACUGGACGUUGACCUAUCGAACUGAUUCUGAUGUUUACGUGCCGUACGGUUUCUUCACCCAAAUUGAGUCUGAAGGUGAAAACGCUUCCAUCCAAGGGAAGGAUAAGUUAGUUGUGUGGACAGUCAGUAACUGCCGUGGCAAACGUUUCUCGUAUGUUGAGAAACUAAAACAAUUUUUAAAGGUGGAUAUUUUCGGUGGAUGCAGCGGUCAAAGUUGCCAUCAUCACGACGAAAAUUGCAUCAAACUUCUUAAGACGUACAAAUUCCAGCUUGCUUUUGAAAACACUGAAUGCCUUGAUUACGUGACAGAGAAGUAUUGGCUUUUUCCCUUAGACAAUGGUAUUGUUCCUAUUGUAAUGGGUGGUGCGGACUACGGGAAAACAGCUAUUCCAGGGUCUUAUAUUGAUGUGAGGGAUUUUUCAUCUGUCAAGGAACUUGCUGAUUACUUGCUAUACCUGGACAAGAAUAACACUGCCUACAAUGAGUACUUAAGCUGGAGAACAAAGUAUAAACGGAAUGACUGUUUGCAGAUGGGUGAUAUGACUUGCCUGGGCCACUGGACCUGUGACCUGUGUGCGCUGGCAAACAAUGCAUCUACACCAAACAAAGUUUACGAGAACCUGGAAGACUUUUGGUCGGUGAAGCAGUGUAACCGGUUCUCUGAACAAUUUGAUAAAAUCAUUGGCUAA